AUGCAUUUGGAAAUCAAGGUGGCCCUCAACUUCAUCGUAUCUUAUCUAUACAACAAACUUCCUCGCCGCCGAGCAGACCUGUUUGGUGAGGAGCUGGAGAGGAUCUUGGUGUCUCGUUUUGAGGGACACUGGUACCCUGAAGCACCUUUCCGGGGCUCUGCCUUCCGCUGCCUCCACCUCGGGGCUCCACGAGACCCUGUCGUGGAGCUGGCCGCCAAGAGGAGUGGGCUGGAUACAGAGGAGGUGAGAACAAAUGUCCCAGCAGAGCUCAGCGUGUGGAUUGACCCCUAUGAAGUUUCGUACCAAAUUGGGGAGAAGGGGCCUGUAAAGGUCCUGUAUCUGGAGGACCCCCCUGGACUGGGCUGUGAUGGCGAGGUCCCAGAGGCUGUCAUGAGGGAGGCCAAAGGAGAUGCAGAGGCCGACGAAAACAAAAGUGCAGGUUUUAACCCAGAUGCCCAAGUUUUUGUGCCCAUCAGUAGUCAGGCAUCGCCCACUCUUUUGCCUUCCCUGUGCCCCUCUCCCCCAUUGCCCACCUCUUGUCAUGGGCUCUUCAGCUACCCAAGCUCUAGCACCCCCCCAGAGCUGGUACCUCAUUCCUCAAACACAUCCACACCCUCUCCACCUAGCGCCUUGCCUUACCUCUCCACACCUACUCCAGCUCGGCCACAGCCCAUCACCUUCACCACUGCCAGCUUCGCUGCCACUAAAUUUGGUUCCACAAAAAUGAAGAAGAGCAGCGGAGCUGUGUCUACCACUGUAGCUCCGGUCCCAAGGAUGCUGUCCCGCUCCCCUCCCCUCUCUGCUCCUGAGCUCCUCAAGCACAAGCCGCUGUCUCUGUCCCUGCAUUCUCUGGGGGGACCCAUGCCCAGCCAGCUCUCCCCCAACGCCAAAGAGUUCAUCUACCCUGGAUCUCCGGGCCAACUGUACUUUGAUAGUGACACUCCGCCCAUGCAAGCUCACACUAGCCCCUUUCAGCCUCCUCACGCAGGCCACAACCAGCCGCCGUUUGACCCGUUCUCCAGCCCCCCACCUGCUCAGAACGUGGGCAUCAUAGGAAGUGGAGGCGGGCCGAUCUCUUACGUUGAGAAGCAGUCAUUUGUCGACGGUUUGGGAAACUACAACCUGCAAUAUCCCAGCCCACCCUUCCAGCCAGUAGUGCUGGCUAACUAA
This is a messenger RNA of Knipowitschia caucasica, 1170 nucleotides long. NCBI's taxonomy places the organism in Eukaryota, Metazoa, Chordata, Actinopteri, Gobiiformes, Gobiidae. The record is from the annotation of a GenBank genome assembly.